Molecule: messenger RNA, 6715 nt
Organism: Nyctereutes procyonoides (raccoon dog)
Lineage: Eukaryota; Metazoa; Chordata; Mammalia; Carnivora; Canidae
Gene: ARHGAP21
Product: Rho GTPase activating protein 21
Exons: 25
Coding region: 826-6582 (1918 amino acids)
Biological process (GO): Golgi localization; signal transduction
Molecular function (GO): protein binding
Source: RefSeq, a predicted model, not a curated record
AAGUAUCAUUCCAUUUUAAUCUCGUGGGGGAGAAAACUUCCCGUUAAGUGUACGUGUCUGGGUGAUGCCCCAGAGCCUAUCCAUACACGCUCUCUUUUGCCCAGAAAAUACAUUCAUUAAAAUGCACUUGAAAAGGGAUUUUUUUUUCCCCCUGAAGGCUGCACGCCACCCAGGCGUGUUUGGCGCACACACCGUGCACGUAGGAUGCUUCUCAUUUUCUCUCCCCCUGAUUUCUAGGUUUUUCCUCUUUUCUUUCUGCUUUCUAAGGGAGGAUUAUUUCCUCUCUCGUGCGUGAGGUUCAUCAGCAUGGACCGGAUAAUCUUUCCGAGUGCUGGAAACGCGAACUUGGUGUAGACUGGUGGCAAGGCUAAGGUCAGCGUCUGGAGAAAGUUCACGCCCUUUAACUCUUCCCCGUUCUAGGCGAGGUCUCUCCGGGAGCUGAGCUCGAGCCUUCGCGACCCACUCGGAUUGCCCUUGGUCGCGGAGUAGCGCCCGGAGGAGGGGGACCGCUUUCUGCAGUUGGCCUCCGUAGCUGCCAAGAAGACCCGUCGUCUUUGUGUGUGUGUGUGGUUUUUUUUUUUUUUUCUAAAGUCUCGAGAGAUGGACGAAGACGGUGAAGUCAGUUGAAGUCCGAAGAGAUCAUCAGGGCGUUUUGCAGGAGCCUUCAUAAAAACGUUUCGUUCCCGGGCGCAUUACUCGGUUCUCCAGCCCUGCACCUCCUCGGAGCCUGGUGUGGCAUUUCUUCCCUUUUCGGUGUGUGGUGGCAUCCCGCCCCCCCAAUGUGGACCCCGAAGGGUUGGUCCCUUCUUUAUAAUUUGAGAUGAAAUGAUGGCCACACGCCGGACUGGUCUGCCGGAGGGAGAUGGUGACAAGCUCAAGGCGUGCGGGUCCCCCACCUGUGAGAUAUCAAAAACUAAAGAUGGAAAAGAACAAAAUGAAACUGUAUCACCAUCCGAAGAUGAAACAUUCUCCUGGCCAGGUCCCAAAACAGUCAUGUUGAAAAGAACAUCUCAAGGCUUUGGUUUCACAUUAAGGCAUUUUAUUGUUUAUCCCCCAGAGUCUGCAAUUCAAUUUUCAUAUAAGGAUGAAGAAAAUGGCAACAGAGGAGGAAAACAAAGAAACCGCUUGGAACCAAUGGAUACCAUAUUUGUUAAACAGGUUAAAGAAGGAGGACCUGCUUUUGAAGCUGGAUUAUGUACAGGUGAUCGAAUUAUAAAAGUCAAUGGAGAAAGUGUUAUUGGAAAGACCUACUCCCAAGUAAUUGCUUUAAUUCAAAACAGUGAUACAACAUUGGAACUUAGUGUUAUGCCAAAAGAUGAAGACAUUCUCCAAGUGCUACAGUUUACAAAGGAUGUCACAGCUCUGGCAUAUUCGCAAGAUGCCUACCUGAAAGGCAAUGAAGCCUACAGUGGUAAUGCCCGCAAUAUCCCCGAACCUCCACCAAUUUGCUAUCCCUGGCUGCCGUCUGCCCCUUCAGCCAUGGCACAGCCAGUUGAAAUAUCUCCUCCAGAUUCAUCAUCGAACAAACAGCAAACCAGUACACCAGUACUGACACAACCUGGCAGGGCCUACAGAAUGGAAAUACAAGUGCCUCCAUCACCAACAGAUGUUGUAAAAUCGAACACAGCAGUGUGUGUUUGCAAUGAAAGUGUAAGGACUGUCAUUGUACCUUCUGAGAAGGUUGUAGAUUUGUUAACUAAUAGAAACAACCAUACAGUUCCUUCACAUAGAACCGAAGAGGUGAGGUAUGGCCUAAAUGAGCAGACCUCUUUGAAAACAGUGUCAAGGACCACAUCACCAUCAUCAUCAAUUCCCACUGCCCAUCUAAUUCAUCAGACUGCAGGCUCCAGGUCAUUGGAAUCUUCGGGAAUGUUACUUAAAUCCACCAAUUACAGUGGACAUUCGGAAGGAAUCUCAAGCAGUAGACCUCAAGCUGUGGAUUCCCCUUCUGUAUCUGUUAAUCACUAUUCUCCGAAUUCCCAUCAGCACAUAGACUGGAAAAACUAUAAAACUUACAAAGAGUAUAUUGAUAACAGACGAUUGCACAUAGGUUGUAGGACAAUUCAAGAAAGGCUAGAUAGUUUACGAGCAGCGUCUCAGAGCACAACAGAUUAUAACCAGGUGGUACCAAACCGCAGUACUUUGCAGGUACGACGUCGAAGCACCUCUCACGAUCGAGUGCCCCAGUCUGUUCAGAUCCGGCAGCGCAGUGUGUCCCAGGAAAGGCUGGAGGAUUCUGUGCUAAUGAAGUAUUGUCCACGAAGUGCAUCUCAAGGGGCACUGGCAUCUUCAUCUGUUAGUUUUAGCAAUCACAGAACUCGUUCGUGGGAUUAUAUCGAGGGACAGGGUGAACCCAUAGAAAAUGUCAAUUCUGAAAGUCAGAUACCUGAUUCGAAUGGAGAACGGAAGCAGACUUACAAGUGGAGUGGAUUUACAGAACAGGAUGACAGGCGAGGGAUUUAUGAAAGACCCAGGCAGCAAGAAAUUCACAAGUCUUUUCGAGGUUCAAGUUUUACCGUGGCUCCGAGCAUUAAUUCUGACAAUAGGCGAGUGACCGGCAGAGGAGUGGGAUCUGUGUCUCAGUUUAAGAAAGUGCCACCAGAUCUGAAAACACUACAGCCCAACAGAAGUUUUCAGACUACUUGUGGAAUGUCACUGCCUCGAGGGGUUUCACAAGACAGGUCACCUCUUGUGAAAGUCCGGAGUAAUUCCCUGAAAGCGCCUUCUCCGCAUGUCACAAAACCAUCCUUCAGCCAGAACUCACUUGUUUCUGUCAAAGACCAAAGACCAGUAAAUCACUUGCAUCAGAACAGUCUGUUGAAUCAGCAGACAUGGCUUAGAACCGAAAGUGCCCCCGAUCACCAGGUGGAGCCUGGGAAAGCGCCCUCUUCUUCUGGAACUUCUGGGAAGCCGGUCCCUCAGACCAGUGAGAACUCAGGCGCUUCGGAUCUUGAAGUCUCGGUCCCUCAAAGAAAUCAAGAUCUAAAUUUACGAGAGGCCGAAAUUCAGGAGGCAGAUACUUUAGAUAAUAGAGAAACUGUCGUCCUAAGAGAAAAACCCCCAUCGGGUCGCCAGACACCACAGCCUUUACGGCAUCAGUCUUACAUCUUGGCAGUAAAUGACCAGGAGACCGGGUCAGACACGACCUGUUGGCUGCCUAAUGAUGCACGCCGAGAGGUCCAUAUAAAAAGAAUGGAGGAAAGGAAGGCCUCAAGUACCAGCCCGCCUGGGGAUUCGCUGGCAUCCAUCCCAUUCAUAGAUGAACCAACAAGCCCUAGCAUUGAUCAUGACCUUGCACACAUCCCUGCUUCUGCUGUCAUCUCAGCCUCCACCCCCCAGGCACCUCAGGCACCCCAGGCACCCUCCAUAGCAAUGGUCCCACCCAGCCUCACCACAUCGGCUCCUUUAAUUCGUCGCCAGCUCUCCCAUGACCAGGAAUCUGUCGGACCUCCCAGCCUCGAUGCCCAGCCCAGCUCAAAGACCGAAAGAUCAAAAUCCUAUGAUGAGGGCCUGGAUGAUUACAGAGAAGAUGCAAAAUUGUCCUUUAAGCACGUUUCUAGCCUGAAGGGAAUCAAGAUCUUAGACAGCCAGAAGUCAUCAGAAGACUCUGGGUCCAGGAAGGAUUCUUCCUCAGAGGUUUUCAGCGAUGCUGCCAAGGAAGGGUGGCUUCACUUCCGACCACUCAUCACCGACAAGGGCAAGCGAGUUGGUGGAAGCAUUCGGCCAUGGAAACAGAUGUAUGUUGUGCUUCGGGGCCAUUCACUUUACCUGUACAAAGAUAAAAGAGAACAGAUGACUCCAUCCGAGGAAGAACAGCCCAUCAGCGUCAAUGCCUGCUUAAUAGACAUCUCUUAUAGUGAGACCAAGAGGAAAAAUGUGUUUCGACUCACCACAUCAGACUGUGAAUGCCUAUUUCAGGCUGAAGACAGAGACGACAUGCUAGCAUGGAUCAAGACCAUCCAGGAGAGCAGUAACCUCAACGAAGAGGAUACCGGAGUGACUAACAGGGAUCUAAUUAGCCGAAGAAUAAAAGAAUAUAAUAGUCUGAUGAGCAGCAAAGCAGAACAGUUGCCAAAAACACCUCGCCAGAGUCUCAGCAUUCGGCAGACUCUGCUUGGUGCUAAAUCAGAGCCAAAGACUCAAAGUCCACACUCUCCCAAGGAAGAGUCAGAACGGAAACUUCUCACUAAAGAUGAUACCAGUCCCCCAAAAGACAAGGGCACAUGGAGAAAAGGUAUUCCAAGUAUUAUGAGGAAGACAUUUGAAAAAAAGCCCACUGCUACAGGAACGUUCGGUGUCAGACUGGAUGAUUGUCCACCAGCACAUACCAAUCGGUAUAUUCCAUUAAUAGUUGACAUAUGUUGCAAAUUAGUUGAAGAAAGAGGUCUUGAGUAUACAGGUAUUUAUAGAGUUCCUGGAAAUAAUGCAGCCAUUUCAAGUAUGCAAGAAGAACUCAACAAGGGGAUGGCUGAUAUUGAUAUACAAGAUGAUAAAUGGCGAGAUUUGAAUGUGAUAAGUAGUUUACUAAAGUCCUUCUUCAGAAAACUCCCUGAGCCUCUCUUCACAAAUGAUAAAUAUGCCGACUUUAUUGAGGCCAAUCGUAAAGAAGAUCCUCUAGACCGUCUGAAAACAUUAAAAAGACUAAUACAUGAUUUGCCCGAACAUCAUUAUGAAACUCUGAAGUUCCUUUCCGCUCAUCUGAAGACGGUGGCAGAAAAUUCAGAAAAAAAUAAGAUGGAACCAAGAAACCUAGCAAUAGUUUUUGGUCCAACUCUUGUGAGAACAUCCGAAGACAACAUGACCCAUAUGGUCACUCACAUGCCAGACCAAUACAAGAUCGUGGAGACGCUUAUCCAGCAUCAUGACUGGUUUUUCACAGAAGAAGGAGUGGAAGAACCUCUUACAACAGUGCAGGAGGAAAACACAGUAGACUCCCAGCCAGUGCCAAACAUAGAUCAUUUACUCACCAACAUUGGAAGGACAGGAGUCUCCCCUGGAGAUGUAUCAGAUUCAGCUACUAGUGACUCAACAAAAUCUAAGGGUUCUUGGGGAUCUGGAAAAGAUCAGUAUAGCAGGGAGCUGCUUGUGUCCUCCAUCUUUGCAGCCGCCAGUCGCAAGAGGAAGAAGCCGAAAGAAAAGACACAACCCAGCAGCUCGGAGGACGAACUGGACAAUGUGUUUCUUAAGAAAGAGAGCGCGGAACAGGCUCAAAGCGACAUCAGAGAGGAAUCCAAAAGAGAGAGCGAGGCGGCGAGCAGGAAACACAGGACCGUCGUCUCCAAAGAAGGCAACGCCAAGAAGGACUCGGGUGCCGCCAAAGACGAAAGGAAGGAGCGCGCCGCGUCCGGGGAACCGUCACCGCCACAGAGCGCGAGAGCCCGGAAGUCGCCGUCCCCGGGCCGCCGCUUCCCGCCGCCGCCGCCGGGAGAGAGCCCCAGGCCCCCCGGCGCCCCCAGGCCCACGCCUCCGGGAGACGCGGGGUCCGACGCGGGCUCUCGGCUCGGCGCCUCCCCGCAGGCGGCCCUCGCCAGGCCUUGCCCCAGGCAACGCGGCAGCCCGGAAGCCGGCGGCGCGGAGCUCCCGGCGCAGCUCGGCGCCGCCGCCUCAGACCCCGCCCGCGCGCCGUCCGCCGCGUCCCUGACGGGCCCCGACCCCGGCCGGCUGAGCCCCGAGGUGCGCUCGGUGGCCGAGAGCAGGGGCGACGAGGCGGACGACGAGCGCAGCGAGCUCGUCAGCGAGGGCCGGCCGGUGGAGACGGACAGCGAGAGCGACUUCCCCGUGUUCCCCGCCGCCCUGGCCGCGGACCGGGGCCCCCGAGGCCGGCCGCGCGAGGCCGGCAGGGCGAGCCGCAGGAGCUCGGAGGGCAGCGAGCCGAGCGGCACGGACGGCAGCCGCACCCCCAGCCUGGACAGCCGGCGGCAGCUCUUCAGCUCCCACAAGCUCAUCGAGUGCGACACGCUGUCCCGGAGGAAGUCCGGCCGCCUGCGGUCCGACGGCGGCAGCCUGGCCGACGCCCGCGGCGACCGGGAGGCCCCCGCCCUCGCCAAGGUGUUCGACGUCAUGAAGAAGGGCAGGUCCACGGGCAGCCUGCUGGCGCCGGGCAGGGCCGAGCCGGACCGCCAGGAGCCCACCUGGAGGACGAGGCUGGCGGACCGCUUGAAACUGCGGCCCAGGGCGCCGGCGGACGACAUGUUCGCGCUGGGGCCGCAGAAGGCGGGCGAGGCCGCCAAGCGGAAGAACAUCCGGCGCCGGCACACGCUCGGCGGGCACCGCGACGCCGCCGACCUGAGCGUGCUGGGCUUCUGGAAGGCGCAGGAGCAGGGCGCCGACAGGGAGCCCGAGCUGUCGGCCGUCACGCGCCUGCGCCCCAAGUGCCCCGCCCGGGACCUCUGCAUCUCCGACUGGCUGGCCCGGGAGCGCCUGCGCGCCAGUGCCGCCGACCUGAGCGCCGGCCCGAGCGCCGGCCCGAGCGCCGGGGAGCCCGGGGAGCCCGGGGAGCCCAGGCCGCCCAGGCCGCCCGACCGCGUCCGCCGAGGGAGCUUCCAGAACGCGAGCCCCGACGCCAGCUCCGCGGCGCUCUAACGCCCAGCCCCGUCCGUCACGUGCCCGGAACCCGAGGCAGCAAAGCACAGGCGCAGCCCUGUCUGCAGACUGCGGCACGGCCACCAGAGCAAAGAAAGAAGCUACUGUUACACGUUCCAGUGACGCUGUAAAU